UAAUUUAGUAAUAAAGUAAAGGGAAAAAAGUAUUGAUACGUAACAUAUUAGUUCAAUGUAAUGUACGAGUGUACACGAAAGCCCACAAAGUUCUGAUUCGUACUAGUGAUCUAUGAUAUCGAAAUGUUUUAUUUUCGCUGGUUACAUAAGGGAUAACGUAAUUUGCUAGUUAACCACUCGUUUUAAGAUUUGUUUAUUGCUAAGAUUAUGUUAUUAGUUUAGGUAUUAGUACUAAUUGCCUUAUUUGCCCUUCUGUAUAUAUUUUAAUCAAGUUCCUUCCUGGAUUUUAGUUUACUUACUAUAUUCAACACAUAUACUAAUCUUAUGAUUUACUAAAAUUGGUUUUAAUGUUAAACUGGAUUAUUAGUCUAGCACUUUGUGAGUGUUACAGAAAAAAAGUCUAGCACUUUGUGUUACAAAAUUAAGAGCUAGAUAAAAAGGCUCCAUAUAACAUGAAGAGAAAAGGAAAUGUAUAGAAAGGUUUAUGAGUUUUGACAUCAGAGAUAAAAGAGCUUAAACAACUACGCAUUACUCAAUCAACCUUCAUAAUGAUGUCAACAGGAAUAACAUUUAUCGAUGCAAAGAUUUUACAUUUCCUUCGCGCCAAAUGCUGUAAAUCAUGAUAGAAUGCAUCAGGUAACUCUAUAUAUUAAUUUUUAUUAUCUUAAUACCAUAUUUUUGAGCUUGAUUACUACUAUUUCACCAAGAUAUUUUUUUUUUUUGUAUGAAAAAAAGGUGUUUUCACCUUUUUGCCGGGAACCCAAGCAUUGUAAAUAGUCCCUCCUACCGUGAGUUGAACCCAAGUGGCGGAAGUUACAGCCGCAACCCCUUUACUACUAAGCCAACUCAACGUUGGUUUCACCAAGAUAUUUGAUAUUAUGCUUUCACAACGAUACGUAAAAUAGAAUCAGGUCGAGAAAAACUCGGACUUCUUUUUGUUAGGACGUCUCACAUUUUCUUUCUAAAUAUUGACUAAACAACGCUUCUCUUACAAAAUCAACAGGCGAUAGCCAUAGAAAAAAAAAAGUAAACGAAGAGCCAAAAAAAGAGGGAAAAAUCAAGAAUUGUCAGAGAGAAAAGAACAGAAGACAAACCCCCACCACCAAAAUUCCAUUGAAAAAUUGACAUCGAUUUUUGAAGAGAAACCAAAAUAUCAUUCUUCUUUUUUCUUUGUCUUAAUCUUAACCUAGUUUGAUCAAAAAGUUUGAUGACAAUGCCAUUUUAUGUAAAGUUAUUGAUUCAAGAAGAGAACACGCAACAACAAAAAGCUUCCUCCCUCUCCUCUCUUCUCAUAACAUUGAUGUCCUUCUCUUCUUCAUAAUACCAUAUAUUUCUAUCUUCCUAUAUCAACCCUUUCCAGUGGUUUGAUUUAUUGUUCAUCGACGUAUUUUGUUCUAUCUAGCGGCCUAAAAAAUGGCAGAGAGUCAGGUGAAGAAAAGGUGGCGUUGUGGAUUGUUGGGUCUUGUUGGUAGAUGUGGCUUAAGGUCCAAGAGAUCUACAGCUACAAAUGGUAGUCAUAAAAGCACAAUGAGCAGCAGCAACGCCUCCACAGCCUGCACCCCUAAUAUUCAGUUCACUAAAUCUCCAGGUAUUGAAUUAAACGCCAAGAAGCUUCAAGAACACAAAGUUUCACCUGAGCCGAUCCAGUUACCGGAUCAGACACAAAGACCUAUUUCAAACCCCUCACCCAAUCAAAACCCUAAUAACCAACAUUUAGACAAUAACGGGAAUCAACAAGAGAGUAACAAUCUGGAGCCGGUCCAACAACAAGCGAGGAAGGUUCCAAAGGAAGCUAUCGGUUUAUCCGGUGAGCUAGAGAGUAUGAUCAUAGACAACCAGAAAGCCAAAGGGAUUAAUGGCUCUAUGGUUCGAGCAUCUUCAGGCAAUGUGAUGUUGUUUGGCAAUCUUGGGAACUUGAAGCAGCCUGGCACAGCAGCGGUUGGGAACCAAACCAAUGUUCAAAACAAAGAAGAAAGACAAACAUCAUCAGUUGCACCAACAUCGGUUUCAGAUAACCAAGAACAGUCAGGAACUUUGUGUAGGGAGGUAUCCACACGAAUGGAUCCAGAAACGUUAAAGACAAUGGGAAACGAAGAUUACAAGAACGGGAACUAUGUAGAGGCCUUAGCAUUGUAUGAUGCUGCUAUAGCCAUCGAUCCAAAGAAGGCUGCGUAUCGUAGCAACAAAAGCGCUGCAUUAGCAGCAUUGGGGAGGAUCCUUGAAGCAGUGUUUGAAUGUAAAGAAGCAAUACGAUUGGAGCCUCAUUACCAUAAAGCUCAACAUCGGUUGGCUUACUUGUACCUCAGGUUAGGAGAGGUGGAGAACUCGAUAUAUCAUUUCAAGCAUUCGGGUCCCGAAGCAGAUCAAGAAGACGUUUUAAAGGCCAAGACGGUACAGACACUUCUCAACAAAUGCACUGAAGCCAAAAGAUUGCGUGAUUGGAACACUCUUAUCAAAGAAACGGAAAACACCAUAGGUUCAGGAGCUGAUGCAGCUCCUCAUGUAUAUGCAUUGCAAGCAGAAGCUUUUCUAAAGAGCUUAAGACAUCAAGAGGCUGAUGAUGCUAUGUCUAGAUGUCCGGUUUUGGAUGUGGAAAUGAGCACAAAAUAUUACGGACCCAUCAGUUCCGCUGGUUUCUUGGUCGUAUGGGCUCAGGUUCAUAUGUCUUCCGGAAGAUUUGGAGAAGCGGUUGAGGCGAUUCAACGAGCGAACAAGCUUGAUGGGAAUAACAGGGAAGUAAGCAUGGUUCUCCGGCGUGCGCAGGCGGUUAUGGCUGCGCGGUCUAAAGGCAACGAUUACUUCAAAGCUGGACGGUUUCAAGAAGCUAGCGCAGCUUAUGGUGAAGGGUUAGACCAUGACUCGAGAAACUCAGUUUUGUUAUGUAACCGAGCAGCAUGUCUGUCCAAAAUGAGCAAGUUCGAUAGAGCGGUCGAGGAUUGCACUGCAGCACUCACCGUCCGUCCUGCGUACACCAAGGCUCGACUGAGAAGAGCUGAUUGUAACGCUAAGCUUGGGAAUUGGGAAUCGGCGAUUAGAGACUACGAGAUACUGAGUAAAGAGACACCGGAAGACGAGGAAGUGAUCAGAGGAUUGUCGGAGGCUCAAGAGCAGCUUGUGAAAUGCCAAGGCCACCGUGAAAUGGAUCAGGAAGUCACUGAGUGAGGAGAGUCUUGUUUUUUUUUGGCAGUGAACUUUUAACUUCUAAUCCGUGUAAAUACAAACCGUUUGAGUACUAGUAACAAUAUAGAACAAAGAUUUUAAACUCGUACUUGAAUAUAUCUACUCCCAUAUGAUUAUUAUUUUAUUUUAUUUUUCUCUAUUUUGCAUUUGCUUAAUUAUCUAGUAUAUUUCUACAAACUUAGCCGAUCGACAUGAACAUGGAGAUGAAGAUGAUAAUAGAAAUGAUAUGGAUUGGAUACCCAUGCACGACUUUAUCUAAGUAUAAUACCAAGUAGUAUGUUUCUUUUAUAUUUAACAAAAUUUUAUACUAUGAUAUUAUAACUAAAAGCACAAGAAUUAGGACAAUUAUAUGUUUUCUAAAUAUAUCACUAAAAAAAUGGACAAUUCUCUCAAGUAGCAAUUUUUAAGUUUUUGUCAAAAAAUAACAUACAAGAAAGAAAAUGACUAAAAUAGCCGUUUUUAUUUUAAAAAUUUUAAUAUUAUUUUUAUUUUUAAAAAUUUGAAAUCAUAUCUCCAAAACUCCACCCUUUAACUCUAAAUUUUAAGUCUAGAUUAGUUAACCCUAAGAUAAAAAUAUAUUUAUAAAAAAGAGCUAUCCUAGGGUAUUUCUCUAUAAAAAUUAUAAAAAAAAAUUAAUCAAACAUAAAAAACUAUAUAACUUAUAAUUGGUUAGAUAGUUUCCUUAAAAUCACAUAGAAAUAUGUUUAAA
Brassica napus (rape) is the source of this 3889-nucleotide messenger RNA. RefSeq names its product inactive TPR repeat-containing thioredoxin TTL3-like. Gene Ontology annotation, cellular component: cytoplasm. The transcript is spliced from 4 exons. The record is from RefSeq and is a predicted model, not a curated record. Gene Ontology annotation, molecular function: protein binding. Lineage: Eukaryota; Viridiplantae; Streptophyta; Magnoliopsida; Brassicales; Brassicaceae. Bases 1414 to 3162 code for a protein of 582 amino acids.